Anopheles funestus (African malaria mosquito) is the source of this 12045-nucleotide messenger RNA. It is a transcript of the gene fz4, whose product is annotated as frizzled-4. Gene Ontology annotation, biological process: canonical Wnt signaling pathway; non-canonical Wnt signaling pathway. The transcript has 6 exons. Bases 7586 to 9424 code for a protein of 612 amino acids. Gene Ontology annotation, molecular function: Wnt-protein binding; Wnt receptor activity. Gene Ontology annotation, cellular component: plasma membrane. The record is from RefSeq and is a predicted model, not a curated record. NCBI's taxonomy places the organism in Eukaryota, Metazoa, Arthropoda, Insecta, Diptera, Culicidae.
UAACAUUUUACCACUAAAUGUAUAUCAUUUGGGUUCCUCGCUUGAGGUUGCAUCGAAGUCUCUUGUUUUAUUUUCAAUUGCUUUUGUGCAACUGUGAUUGUAAAAAGUAUGAUUUUAUCAUACAUUUCCUUAGUCGGAGAAACUCGGAACAUAACGCUGAGGAUGUGCUCCAUCAACAUGCAAAUUAAAACAGCGACUCUAUCUGAAAGUACAAUGUCGAUGAAACGGGAAGAGAAUUAAUUUCCCCAUUGAUGCAACCGAACCCGAAGGGCCGCCAAAAACUUAUUCGUUUGCCACAUGCGAUCAACCGAAUGCGAAAAAUGUUCGAAAAUGCCAAAAAUUGCGGGAACGCAACAACUGCUUUAUGCUUAUUUAUGACCGCGAAAAUCCGGCAACAUGCCGCACGGAACCGGACCUGUAGCACAUCGCAACAGUGUGUGCUUUAUUUCUUCUUUUAUCCCUUGUUGCAUUGUUAAGAAAGCUGCACCUACCCCAAGGGUGGGUUCCAUAUGGCAACAACAAGCAAAGUGGUUUGGGUGGUGGUUGGGGCAACAUUGUUGAAAUAUCUGCUGCGUUUGUGGUGAUUAACGAUAUUUUGGUUUAUACACUUUUGUUUCACCAUUUUUUUUAACCAAUGGUAUGGCUGAGAUGAAACUAAAGGUGGAGAAGUAAGAGAACAUGCGCAAGAGCGAAAAACGGUACGUAUACGAGAAAAAUGGACAUGCAAAAGAGCGACGACGGUUGGGUGUGCGACGAAAGCGAAUGAAAAUAAAACAAGAGACUUCGAUGCAACAUCAAGCGAGGAACCCAAAUGGGAGGAAUACAUUUGGUCGACAAGAAUGAUUCCACUACGUUCUAGAGAUGAACUGUUCUUUCGUUCCCUUUCUUUCUUUCUUUCUUACCUCUAUUCCUUACGGUUCCCACAUCACCAUUUGCGUAAAGUUUCGCGUGAACAUACAACACGCUGCUGGCCGGCGUAAAGAGCAGAACCGAUGGGCCAUUUUUUAUCGUGAUUUAAACUCCAGCAGACGCGUUUGCCAUGUUACUCUUUGCAUUUAUUCUCGGCUGGUUUCUUCACCAUCAACGGGGAUGGUGGUUUGGACCGAAUGCCUAAUGAGAACAGACAGAUACGAUAGGUAGCGGGGUAUGGUUUGAAAAAUUAAAUACAUGUACUUGUUUCCCUUCUACGCUCGUUAUUCAGUAUCGCUUUUGCUGUAUCGACACAGUGUAUAAGGCGCGAGAAUACUGAAGCAAACCAUCGGCUGGGCAAAUCGGCGGCUCAGAAGCUCGACCGCGAGGAAGCAUGCGAAUCGACGUUACGCUGGGAGAAAAGUGCGUCAAGCUUCUUCACGCGGAUAUGGUGGCGUUUCCGUUCCGUGCCCAUCCGUUCGUUCAACAAGCUAUCGUUAUUUUAACAAGAUAGAUUAUUCUGCAAUCUCACAAAGGUUGAACAUGUGUGAGUUAGGCAAAAAGGGAAAGAAGCAUCUUUGUGGCAAAUGGAAGAAAUUAGCACAUUUUAUGAUCUACAGUCGAGCUCAGAACGUGGAAAAGCCUCUCACUUAAGUUUUUUUGUCAUUUAGAAGAAUUAUUUAUUUAUGGAAAUUUUCAACAAACCGAAACUGAAAAAAAGUUUAUGUGUUAAACACCUGUGAGAUUGCAAAUGUGAACUUUUUGCGAUCAUAAGCUUAUCUUACUUGUUGCAUUGUAAGGUAAGCUGCAACUAACCGCACUGCUUUUAUGUUUUAUCGCAUGUUAAACAAACACAUAAAUUGACGGAACGUGUAUCGAUCACAGGCAAACAUUCUGCAGUGAAUGGUUUAAUCAGCAGGGAAGCAUAAAACAUAAGCAUCCGUACGUGCGUACACUACAGCGCCAGAAGAAUGUUGUUCUAUUUUGCAUCGUUAACACGCGGGCAAUUGCCAUUAACGACGUCCGAUUGCCCGCCUGCUUCGCUCCAAAGAAUAAAAAAAAAAACAGUGCUGUUGCUAAUGAGCGUUGCUAAGGAACAUUGCCGUAUUAGAAAACAUCUGUAAACGGCUCGUACGUGAUCUCCACGCCUGCUGGCGGUAGACGCACGGCAACGUUGGAACGGAUUUUUCUUUUACGCUUCCGCUAUGCGGUCCCGAUAAGCGUAGUGCAUAAAAGUGUAUUUUUCACUUUCUUUUAGGUUGCACACGUAUCUGGGCACACUGUGAAAAGAGUAACGAGCGCAGUGGAGAAUCACAACAAAAGUGGAUGGGAAAGCGCGCAAAUAGGAACACAUACAGAAUUGCUGGAGAAAAAAUAACGUUCCAACUUUAGCUCCCCAUCAUCCCUUGCAGAGCAGUUCGAAAUACUUUGGUACGAUUCGUUGUUGAGGGCACCCUCGAGGUUACAAGCUGUCUUUUCUUACUUGGGUCCAUUUGAUAUAAGCGUGAAAAGUUAGCUGGAACUCGUUUCUGUUUUAUAAUGUUUGCGGCUGGCUUAAGUAAGAAGGAUGAGCAAGCAUGUCGGUAGUAUGCAGAUGAUACUGCCAAGCAUAAUCGUUGAAACAAACAAAGCAUGUUGUGGAAGUGUGUAUGUUUGUUUUAUAUUAUUGAAAAAGAUUGUUGAACAAACGAAAUUUUAUGGUUUAUGUGUAAUAAAUACUUAUCUGUUAGUUCUAAAAUUCAACUUCUUCCAACGAUCUUACGAAAUUGGUGUAAAACAUGUAAAGGAAACAAAAAAACAAUGAGCCUUUAAUGACAAUUACCGAAAUGGAUGUAAAAUUAUGGUUUUUCUUUUGAAAACAUUUUUAAAAUAAAUGUUUACUAAAAUUUAGGCUUAAUAAGAGAACAUAUUAAUACAUUUAACAGUUAGUGAGCAUCAUUCGGAAAAUAAGUUAUAUAAAAGAAAACAAUUUGUUCAAAGCUGCCCCAGGAUAAAUCGUGUAUACGCCAGUGUACAUAUUUAGCGCCGGUAAUCCAGCUCAAGGUUACAUCAAUUGCAUCACGGGACAGGGCUAUAAUCUGGAUUGUCCAUGCUCCAAUAUAUCUUGCUAAGUGGUACCUGUCUACGAGCGGGGUGCGCUUUUCUUUCCGUGCCAUGUCCUUUUCGUUUCUUGUUUCUCAUUCUCUCUACACUAACCAGACUAGAAAUGAGAAUAACAACUCUUUUUAGUGAAUCAACUCAGAGUGAAUGAUGAGAAAGGAGGCAGCUCGUUUAACGAUUCAUUUCGGAGUUAUAAAAAACCAGCAUAAGCGUAUAAGUUUAGGUUCGGUCAUUUUACUCACUAAUGAGUUUAGUUGCGUUGCGUUUUAACUCAUUUUUGGUUCAAAUCAUACGCACAUUUUCGAUUCAACUCACGUAUUUACUCCUUUUGCAACUCGACUCACCACGGCUACAUGCUUACACUCAUGAGUGAGUAAGUGAAAAAAGAGUCGCUGAAACUCCUCGUAGUGAGUGAACGAAACUCGUUCAAUACAACGUUUCAACUCACUAUCUCACUAUUAUUCACUUUGCACACCUCUAAACCAGACGUGCAAUCGGUAGAAGUGUUCUUUAGUUUACACUGGCUGGAAAUGUUGUAUGUUGAACACGAGAAUGUAACACAAGGUUCUCUUUUUAUUAUAAAGUAAUAUUACACAAAAAGAUACGAACUUCAACCCAGUUCGGAACCAGAAGUAUUUUUAUUAAUUUAAAAAUUGAAUUAAGUUGAUUAGAUGUAUUUAAAAUAACUGAACAUUACAAUAUAAUGCACCAUUUUUGUAUUGAAAUGUAGCAAUUAAAACGUAUACUUUAAUCAUAUGUUUUGUUGAAAAUCAAUACUAAUCAUACCUUCUAUAGUAAAUAGUAUCAAUUGCAAAUGAUUAAAAUAUAAAACAUUUAAUUACCUACUUCCUUACAACAGGCUCUAUCUAAACGACCUAAAAUAAACCCGCUCCUUAGCUUCCAUCCUCCGUGCCGAGGUACUUAAGUACACCGUUCGAAGUGAUGCUGCACCACAUUUAACACAUCCCGACAGUAGGACAGUUUGAACAGUUUCAACAAGAUAAGAGUUACAUGGCCGGUUUGUAUGGCCUGGGUAAAGCGUUUGAAAAAAAAAAACAGAAUAAAACAUAAGAAAAUUGAAACCCUUCAGGCUGCUUCUCAUUCUCUCUCUCUCUCGCGCAGACUGUGCAUAGGGAGACAAAAAUUCUGGAAAUGGGAGUUAAGAAAACUGAUAACGAGGCGCAACAUGCGUGGUAGCAGCCGCAGCAUAAACAGCAUCGGCACUUCGAUUUUUUUCCUUUGCCCAAUAAUUUUUCCGUCUUUUAGAUGCGUGGUGGAUAUUUUAACCCACCGCUGAAAACCCACGCCAACCUUCUCGCGAAUGAGCCCCCGAUGUCUUGCGGCCAACACACAGACAUUUAAACCCGUACGUGGCUUUUCGUUCCCUUCUCUGCUCCCUGACGCGGUCAUUUGUCUGAUGUCUGUGAAGUUUUAUGACUUGUUUCUUAGCAGCGAACCUCGUUAAUAAAGGAAGAUCCCGAAAAAUGAUCGAGUCAUCGUGCAUGGAACGGUGGUGAACGAAGAAAAGAAACGCCAGCAAAAGCGGUAUUCGUUAAGAGAGCGAACGAUUUGGUGGUACGGAAAAGCAAAAAGAUAAACGAAGGAAGAAGCGAAAAAAUAACAACAAUAUCUUUGGGGGAAAAAAUGGAAAUAAUCACCCUGUGCCCUGUUGCAUACAGAGUUGGUUGUUUUGCGUUUUUGUGUGAAAAGAAAUUUGCGUUUUUGCAUUUUGUGCUCCACCAGCCAGGGAUCGGCGAGCGCGAUACGGCGAUCAAUCGAUCGAUCGUUUGAUUUGACAACUCCGGGCGCUGAGCUGAGCUACAGCAAGCGUGGACCAGUGAAGCAUGAUCAUGAUCGGGAGGAGUGAAUAAUGAGAUCCAUCGAAAUGCGUAAUCGUACGAGGCAGCUGCUCAUGGGGCUGUGUUGGGUUCGGUGGAUCCAACGGAAAUGGACGGCAGCAUAAUAAGGAGCCAACAUUUCCAUGCAUGCCCAAAAUGUUGCUGGAGCCAGAAAUGGUGCUGCGUGGCACUGGUUGUUUAGUAUAAUUAUACUCAAUCCCCCACCUGUUGGUACUCCACCGCCUCAUGCUCCUCGCUUCGUUGCUGUUUCGUUUCGGUUGAGACAUAAGGAGAUGUGGAUAGUGUUAGACCCUUGUUUGUUUUAUUGUGUUUUGUUUGGUGAAACAUUUUACUGGCAGUGUUUGAUCUAUAAUAUAUGAGAAACAUUAAACUUAUUUGAGGUUUAUGAAUCUAAUGAAUUAUUUACAUUUUAUUCUUGAGUUCUAGUAUUAGUAUUUGCACACCGGAAUUAUAACAGGCAGCUUCCACCCGAUUAUUAAGCGGUAAAUAUUCGGCUUAGCGGUGGCUCGUACGCUGAACGCGAAGCAUUGUUAUUUGCUAUUUGCUUUGCGUUAUGAUUUAUUGCCCUUGGCAUCUGUUCUGUAGCCUAUCUAACUGUCCGUGGAUCGUGGUGGAUGAAGUUUUACGACCCCAUUCCAAUUGACACUAGUUUUAUUUCAUUCUUUGCUUUGCGCGGUCUUUCCGUCUAUGCCUGGAAUCGGUUCCAUUUGCACCCCAUUCCCGCACGUAACGAACCGGCGGCCAAACGACGAAGAAGCUCCAUCAUCGAUAAUAAUCGAUCGAGCAUGAUGUGGUACCUCUUUUGCGGUCGCUCGAACGGCGGGUAGUUCAUGUGUAUGAAGAAAGGUAAAGUUGUUUGUGGGUGAGUGACCAAUGCUCUAUGUUGAAUAUCUCUCCGCUUUGCGAUCGUGCCCCCUUUUGUUAGUGGAUUUCGCUUCCAAGUUGCGCACGUGAGAGAGCGCGGUUUGUUGUUUAAUAUGAUCGAGAAUCGAUUUCGAAUGCUGCAAAGAAACAGGGUUGUGUUGAUUGUGUUCUGGAAAGAAUCUUAAGCAGUUCAUUUCUCAACGCGUUUCGAUCGGACGCAUAGUGAGGAUCGAUUAGAUCGAGCAGGAGAGUUGAAGUAUUCGGAGAUGAUCUUCCUUCUCUCCUUGUUAUCCUACAAGAAGGCAAGAGAAACUACAUGUACAACGAAUUUGCGCGAAAGUAUACGCUAGUAUAGCAAUUAUAAACAUUUUUCUUAUGCUAAGUAGGUGUCUUGUUUGUAAAGCAUAAUGCUAUGUUUAAGAGAGCACAUACGAUUGCCUUUGCUUGAACACGAGAGAAGAUGCUUUGAAGACAGAGAGAGAUAAAGAGAGAAGUAGAGAGGAUGAUAUGUACGCAUUUUUUUACACAAUGGGUGUGAUACACAACUCUGCAUUUCGUAACAAACUGUUAAACCUUAUUUAGUUAUUGUGUACUUUAAUACUGACCAAACUUUUCUAACCAUAAAUAAAAUAAUACUAAUUAUUCAUCUUAAAGUUAAACUUAACUUAUCAAACAAUUGCAUAUCUGUAACUUUUAAUGAUAAUAUUUUCAGAUCAUUUUUCCCAUAGUGCGCUCAAUAUUCCUACUCUCUCCGAGGCAUGUAGUCAGAGGGAACAGCGUUGGAAUGCUGCUCAAUUCUUAAAAACGCGAGAGCCGAAAAGGUUCAACGUCUUCAGUCCGAGAUAAAUUUUCUCAGUUUUUUUACGAAAGACUUGCGUGUCGGAGGGAGUUCUGUGGCGCCGGUCUUGCCUUCGAAUUCGGUGCGCGGUAAUAUUCUGUCGUCUUACUUACAAGCGGUUGAGUGUUGUGUUGCAAUUUAUAUCUGCGUUUGCUGUUAUUGUGCGAAAAAGUUCACAAUCGAACAUUGAUACAACGCUUAAUCUGGAAUAAAGCAAAACAGGUGGCUCAAUUCCGGCAAAAUGAUUCCAUGCUAAAAAUGUGUACAAAUUAAAAAAAAAACCGCACGCAUAGAAAUAAAAACAACACUCCAGAGGAUCUUUUGCCAGUGAGAAGUGAGAUCGCGUGAGAUGAGAAUAAGUAUGAGUGAGGUACGAGAAGCGCGAAACAAAGUGUAAACAGAAGAACGUGAAACUCACUCCAAGAACGCGGUGUGGAACAAACACAAGGGUCCGAAAGUAAACGGGUUCAGAAAAAUUGAAGAAACACGUUCAGACUGCGUUCUGUUUUUUUUAUUUUCUUGCUGUUGUUAAAAGUGGUCACGCGGGAUGAUGAUUUGGUAACGAGAAGAAAGAGAAGAACAUCAUAAAACAUCCUGACUCCAGACGAAUAGGGGAAAGGAAAGAAAGAAAGAAGAAAAAAGUUUCGUCGGCCGACCUCGGGAGUUUUUGGAAAUAACUGUGCCCGACACAAGAAAGACUCCAGCACAUAAGGCAGCGCCCCAACGACACUAACGAGCCCCUUGAAAGGUUUGCGGGAUCCAGACUGACCCAUCUCCGCAGAUCGUUACCAUGCUAGGGAACCAUCUAGCGGAAAGCUAACGUUAAGGUGGUACUACGUCAUUAUGGAGCUGUUUGGGUGAAGUACAGCGUUUCGGAAAUGCAAUUAGCAGUGGAGCAGUGGUUGGUAGGAAAGUUCGUGAAAUAUCUAUCGACAUAGUGAGCAACACGCAAAGUGCAAACUAAAGGAGUUUUACGGAAGUGUUACGAAAAGGAGAAGAAAACAAAAGGUUCAAAAUGGCAGUGUUGCCCAAAGUGUGUUUAGUGGUUGUAAGCUAUCUAGUGUUGGCAGUGUUGCCUGCGUUAAGCACGAACACUGAUUUCUCAAGUCAACGGACCUGCGAACCGAUCCGGAUUGAGCUAUGUCGGGGCAUUGGCUACAAUGAAACCUCUCUGCCUAACAUCGUGGGCCAUGAGCUCCAAUCGGAUGCUAACUUCACGCUUCAGACAUUCUUUCCGCUGAUCCAGUUCGGUUGCAGCAAGCAGCUAAAAUUCUUUCUGUGUGCCACCUAUGUGCCCAUGUGUACGCCCAAGGUAUCGAUGCCUAUAGGACCGUGCCGGAGUCUCUGCAAUACGGUGAAGAAUCGGUGUCACCCAAUCCUGCAGGGGUUCGGAUUUCCCUGGCCAUCGGCACUGGACUGUAAUCGGUUCCCUGAGGAGAACAACCACGAGCACAUGUGCAUGCAAGGACCGGGUGAACCGGCCGAAGGCGAAGUGCUUGUGUCGGACCGUCCAUCCUGCCAAGGCUUGCAGCGAUCCAACCUGUACGUUCAGCUGAACCGAUCCGGACGAUGCGCGCCACUGUGCGAAGCGGACAUCAUGUUCGAGCAGAAUGAAAAACACUUUGCCGAGGUAUGGCUAACCUCGUGGAGUGUAGCCGCGCUGGGAACCGCGAUCGUGGCCACCCUGUGCCUUAUCCUGUCCACCAAACGGUGGGACAAGAGCCUGAUGCCGCUAGUCAUUAGCCACUGCUUGGUGACGGUUGGUUGGGCUGUACGAUGGUUGGCAGGGCGCAAUGCUACGGCCUGUGGAUACGAUCCGCAACUUCCGGGCGUUGCACUGCUGCUCACGGACGGCCUGUCGACAGCUCCGUGUGCGGCCACGUUCCUGUUGCGGUACUACUUCGGCCUGUCGGCAGCUGUUUGGUGGGCGAUCCUAUGUUUGCGUUGGAGUAAGUCCGUCCGCCGACUGCUGGGUACCGAUCUUGGGUCACCCUCCGAUAUUCACGCGGAGAAACCGAACUCGUCCCACGACACACUGUUCCAGCUGGCAGCAUGGGGCAUACCGGCCAUCCUCACCGUAAUCGUGCUGGUGGCACGACUCGUGGACGCAGAUGAACUUUUCGGAUCCUGUUUCAUCGGAAACCAAUCCGACAAAGCGCUGCUAACGUUCGUGAUUGUACCACUGCUGUCAAGCUGGGUCAUUGGUUCGGGGUACCUCUUUACCGCCUACCUGCGGAAGCGUUCGGCCGCACCACCGCUCGUACAUAAUCUGCCCGUUCACAUACACGGUAUGGGCAAGUUCCUGUUUAUCUACGCCGUCCCGAGCGCGGCCCUGCUUAUGCUGAUGUUCUACGAGUACGCGUGUCGGGAAAACUGGUUGCAUCUGCCACAUCCGUCCCAGGAUUCGGUACUACCCUCCCGUGCACCACUGUGGCCGUUCCUGUUGCGUGCAUUUAUUGAGCUGCUGGUGGGAGUGCUCGCCUCGGCCUGGGCCGUAGGACCACGGAUUGUCGGACUGUGUCGGGGUGGUGAUGGUGGUGCAAGUGGUGGUGUCGGCGGUGGUAUGGGUGUCGGUGGACGGGGUGGUACGGGUAAACUGUCGGCCGGAUCUGUGUACAAGCAACCAGUCGGUCCUAAGCUGGGUGGAUUUGCAGGAGCACCUUCCACUUACUCAACGGCAUCGUACCAGACAGUUUGUCCCCAGAACUCGCUCGUAUCGGUUUCGAUAGGAAAGUUACCAUCGGUACGGCACGCACGAAAGUAUCCUUCACAUUCGCAUAUCAACCGAAAACCGCGCAGCUACAAAAUGUCGACGCAAACGAUCAGUCUUACCGGCAACGAGACGGUACUGUGAGGCAGCGUGAAAGUGGUAGAGACCGGAGAAAAAAACCCUUUAUAAAAACGCCUUGAGACAAACAAUUAAAGAACAAGGGCGUGUAAAGUUGUGAUAUUAAUAUUAAAAGUUUAAAUUAUUAAAAGCGUAAACCAUCAUCUCUCCGAUGCAAACAGAUCAGUAGGGGAUUUGGUUUUGAACGAGUACAUGAAACAGUUAAAGGAUAAAUGUAAAAAAAACGUCAAAGAGAGACGAAGACGCUAGCGAAAAACGUUAACAAGUAGUUUAUGAAUCAAAAUCAUCUGCUUGAAAUUACUUAAAAAACAUAGCAACUAAUGUAUAGAAUUGCACAAACAAGCGGAAACGAUCAAUGAGUUUAAUUUAGUAUAUUUUUUUGCGAAAUGAGAAACAUUUGACGUUUCGUUGUUUAUUUCUUUUAAUGCAGAUGCAUGAUGCAUUCAAGAGCGCACACCAAAAAGAACAAACAUUGCAAACGAUGAUCUUGUCGAUGUUUGCAUAUCGAUCAUACCACCUUACGAUCAUGUAACGAGCAUGUUAAAACUUCCGGGUUGUUUUCUUUUGUCUGCUAUAAUUUUAAAGGACUUUAACGAUGGGAUCUCUCCGUACCAUUCCUCAAAGUCAUUUUGAAUUCGUUGUUUAUUUUAAUGUUCAUGAAAUGAACAGAUAGUUGAAAUGUGCAACACUUAGGGGUUCGUCGUUUGUAGGUAACUUUUCCACACAAGACGCAAGACAAUCAAGUUGCACAUCUUUAUGGCUUCAAAAAAGAAUACAAGCAGUUGUAACACUCGAAUCCAGGUACCAUCUUCCAUACCGGUGUCGUUUUGGUUAAUGGUUCGCCAAAAUAUGAUGCCCUCGGGAAAUAGCAUGCCACCUGAACGAUGGCAAAAUGCAAAACAAGUUUUGUGUACGCGAGCAAACCCGUGUCUGUGUGUGUCGUUUUUCUUUAUUUUUCUUCCUUCGCCCUUUGUGAUUUCCGUACGGUGCGUGUCGUGGCCCGUGGCGUAAAGGAAAACAACAAGUGCAAGCGACAAUAAUUUAGCGUUUGGCGGCAAUUUUCUCUUCGUCGCGAUUGUGGCGUCAACAUCGUCGAUCAUACGAUGAUGAUUUCAGGUACGAUUGUAGGAAGGCAUUUUGCGUUGUUACCAUGUACGCGGUUGGUAAAAGUUCGUGCGCUGAUGAUGGUUAGCUCGCAAAAAUGCUAUCGAUUUUUGAUUGGAUUUUUUCUCCACUUAUGCUAUAUCCAAACCUUUGGGUGGAAGAUUCUACGAACACCACAGACAAACAAUCGUUGUUGCCCCAUGUUUCAGAUCUAUGCAACCUUAAACAAGAAUCCAGUUUUCUUGAUGUGCUUGCACUGCAAUGUGUGCCUGCAUGUUGGAGAUGGGUUGUUAAAAAAAUAACAACAUAAAACGAGAAACCAUUUGUUUGGAAGCAAUUCGAUCACCACAGUGACUGUAACAUGAUCGUGAAAACUGUUCUUUACGAGGUGCUGAAUUGUGGUGAAGUCGUUAGUUUGUUUUUUUUUGUUUUUGGUUUUCAACAGAAACUACCUGUACCUCUUUAAGCUUAAAAAAUGUUUUAGCAAAGUACAUUUAGCGUUCGUGAAUACCUACACCAAUUGGGAAUAAGAACAAGAAACCAGAGAAAACAAGAUAGCUCCAAACUGAGGAUCGAUCGGAAGUGCGACCAGAGGAAAUGCAUACGAAAGUGUGCUGGUGUUUUUUUUACGGUUGCAGAUAAAAGAGAAGAGAAGAAAAAUCAAUUUCCAGUGGUCAUUUUCGAUAACGAACAGCCUGAUGAUAAUGUGUGGCUAUGAGCAUAACCAGUGAAGUGAAAUGUUCUUGUGUUUUUUUUUCUUUGUAUUCAAAUGUACUUAAAAAGACUAAAAAAGUUAAGCCAAGUUUACAGCCAGAAUUCAUCACGUAGGAGAGGUUAUGCAGGGAAGUUAUCUCGUAAGAUGUCGUUUAACAAUCAAUGAAUAAGAUGAAACUACUUUACUAAGAAUGUGUCCAAAACUGUAAAAAAAUGCCACAAAACGUAAAUUUUUCUCAUUUCGUCAAAACAAAUAAUUAUAAAUAAGGAUUGUGUAAAGAGUAUGUUCGUGUUUGGCAAAUUAUACAAACGCCCAUGCAAAAGUGGUGUCGUCUCGUAACGAGAUUGAAAUAUUUAUUAGCAAUAGUUGAAUAUACGGAAUCACUUUGUUUUUCAUUGUUUCGUGUAGCUGUAAGGCUUUCCGCGCUUAGUAUUGUCCCCACGCCGGGACAAUGCUUGGUGCCCUUGUGCCAUUGCGAUUUUGUUCGUAAAAAUGAAAGGAUCCCGCGGGUACCGCACUCCAGUCUCAAACUCCAAUGUAGCUUAUCUUCCUAGCUUGGUUAACAUAGCACCCAGUAAAAUUGACACAAAAUGCAAAAAAUGCUUUGGAGUGUGUCGACAACAGUACUGAAUAAAGUUAAUAAAUUGCUUACAGUGUUAGAAACGCAAACGUACUCUGUGCCUGUACAACGAUAGCUUGUAGAGUUCGCAAUCAUACUAAUUCGUUGAUAAAUUGGAGCAAGAUGUGGCAUGUGUACGAUACGUAAGAUUAAGAAACUUACUAGCAUAAUAAAAAUGUAUGAAAGCUA